Molecule: messenger RNA, 921 nt
Organism: Chaetomium strumarium
Lineage: Eukaryota; Fungi; Ascomycota; Sordariomycetes; Sordariales; Chaetomiaceae
Exons: 2
Coding region: 1-921 (306 amino acids)
Source: RefSeq, a predicted model, not a curated record
AUGUCGAAUCCCAAUGCGCUGCUCCUCCUUGCCGACCACAUUAAGCUGUCACUCCUCGAGCAGCAGCGUGCCAAGACGCUGAACCUGCGGCGCGACUCACAAGAUGGACACAUCUCUCGCUCCCUGGACCAGUUCCGGGAAGGGCUAGAAACCCUCGAGAAAGAGCAUCAACGACUACAAGACGGAGGCGAUGAUUCCAAAGCCUCCACGCUAGCUGACACCAUCGCCUUGCUGCGCAAGCAGUAUUCCGACCUCUCGUCGCAAUUCCAGGGCAACUCGUCCACCGCGACCGCCUCAACCCUCACCCAUCCCAACGACCCCUCCCUCGCAGCCGAGUUCGCCCACGCUCAAUCCUCCUCCUCCUCCCACCCCCAAACCCAACCAUCACAAUCACCGCCACCCUCCACGCCGAUCGCCCCUCAAACACACACUCAGAAAAAAGCAGUCCGCUUCUCCUCCCCAACCACAGACCUCGAAUCCCAAACCCAACAAACAACCACCACCCCCCGCUCCCACCUCUUCCAGGGCGGACGAUACCGCGACGACCCCGUCCCUGGAGAAGACGACGACACGGCGGGGUACCGCGACGCCAUCGAGGCCUCGGCGCUGAGCAACACGCAGAUCCACGCGUACCACCAGCAGAUCCUGGAGGAGCAGGACGCGCAGCUCGACGCGCUGGGCGCCUCGAUCGCGCGGCAGCGCGAGCUCUCGCUGCAGAUCGGCGACGAGCUGGACGAGCAGGUGCUGAUGCUGGACGAGAGCGAGCGGGCGGCGGACCGGCAGGCCAACGCGCUCAGCCGGGCGCGGCGGCAGGUGGGGCGGAUUGCGCGCGGGGCGGCGCGGAGCGGCGAGGGGAGGCAGAUGGGCGCCAUCAUCGUCUUGAUUAUCGUGCUGGUGCUGCUUAUUGUUAUCUUGAAGUAG